Echinococcus granulosus is the source of this 1029-nucleotide messenger RNA. RefSeq names its product Thymidylate synthase. The coding region runs from base 1 to 1029 and encodes 342 amino acids. Gene Ontology annotation, molecular function: thymidylate synthase activity. Gene Ontology annotation, cellular component: mitochondrion; cytosol. The transcript is spliced from 7 exons. Gene Ontology annotation, biological process: dTMP biosynthetic process. Lineage: Eukaryota; Metazoa; Platyhelminthes; Cestoda; Cyclophyllidea; Taeniidae. The record is from RefSeq and is a predicted model, not a curated record.
AUGUUUAUAGCGCGCGGCCCUAUUGCCCUUUUCAGUAAUUUUCCUUCCGAGAGGCUUUGUAUUUAUGCCUCUUCCAGUUUGUGUUCACCGCGUUUGAUGUCUGAAACCCGCAAAAGUGCAGGUAAGGAAAAUGAGGGGCCGUUUCCAUAUGACACGGAAACAAUUUACGGUGAGGCCGGAUACUUAAAUCUUGUCCGACGUGUCCUGACAGAAGGAGUCUUGCGACAGGAUAGGACUGGGACAGGAACAUGGUCGAUUUUUGGACCUCAAAUGCGUUUUGAUCUGCGAAAGGGGGAUUUUCCAUUGCUGACAACCAAGCAGACAUUUUUUAGGGGUAUACUGGAAGAACUACUUUGGUUUAUACGAGGUUCGACUGAUUCUAAGGAACUCUCUGCAAAGAAGGUACGGUUCUGGGACGCCAAUGGAUCUCGGGCUUUCCUCGACGAACUGGGGUUCACUGAUCGCGAAGAGGGUGACCUUGGUCCCGUCUACGGCUUCCAAUGGCGUCACUGCGGUGCUGACUACAUCGAUUGCAAAACGGACUACUCGGGACAGGGGGUUGACCAGUUGGCCAACUGCAUCAAACUUAUUCGUGAGCGCCCCUGGGAUCGUCGUAUCCUCCUCGUAGCGUGGAAUGCAAGAGACCUCCACAAAAUGGUGCUGCCACCGUGCCACUGCCUCGUGCAGUUCUACGUUGCGAACGAGGAGUUGUCCUGCAUGCUGUAUCAGCGAUCCGGUGAUAUUGGUUUGGGUAUACCGUUCAAUAUUGCCAGCUACGCCCUCCUGACAUUGAUGAUCGCGCACGUCACCGGCCUAAAGCCUGGUGAAUUCGUCCACACUAUUGGUGAUUGUCACAUCUACACUAACCACCAGGAGGCGCUCGAAUUGCAGAUAAAACGAAAGCCGAGGCCAUUUCCCAAACUUCUGAUCAAACGGGAGGUUAAGGAAAUUGACGAGUUUAUUGCAGAGGACUUCGAGCUGGUUGGAUAUGAUCCACAUCCAAAGAUUGUCAUGCAAAUGGCAGUCUAA